Molecule: messenger RNA, 195 nt
Organism: Paramecium sonneborni
Lineage: Eukaryota; Ciliophora; Oligohymenophorea; Peniculida; Parameciidae
Source: the annotation of a GenBank genome assembly
AUGGAAACAUUAAUUGAGAAAAAAAAUUGCCUAUUACCAUACCAAGAAUUAGUCAUUUGCAUUAAGCAAACAGCAUAACAAUCUAAUCCCAGUAAAAGACCUUCAUAUACAGUUUUAUGUUAAGUAAUUAAACAAAUAUAUCGUUAGUAAUAAUUUUAGAAAUUAGGUUAAUGUGUAGUGAAGGAGGAGAAAUGA